GCUUCAGCUAUGCGGGUGUUGGUGGGUGGAGGAACUGGAUUUGUGGGGAGAGCUCUGACUCAGUUACUGCACAUCCGUGGGCAUGAGGUGACUCACGUCUCUCGACAAGCAGGCAAGGAUCGUAUCAGCUGGGAAGAGUUGUCCCGCUCUGGACUGCCCCCAUGUGAUGCCGUGGUGAACUUGGCUGGUGAGAAUGUCCUCAACCCUUUCCGCAGGUGGGAUGAUGCUUUCUGCAGAGAAAUCAUCAGCAGCCGAGUUGAGACCACCAAGACCUUGGCCAAAGCCAUUGCUGGUGCUGAUCAGCCACCCUGUGCUUGGAUCCUUAUCACCGGCGUAGGUUAUUACCGUCCCAGCCCCACAGCUGAGUACACAGAAGACAGUCCUGGAGGGGAUUUUGACUUCUUCUCGCGCCUAGUGAGCACCUGGGAGGCUGCAGCUCUCAUCCCCGGGAGCCCAGCUCGUGGUGUUGUGGUGAGAUCUGGGGUAGUCCUGGGCCGAAAUGGUGGUGCCAUCUCUCGCAUGCUCUGGCCUUUCCGGCUGGGGCUUGGAGGCCCCUUGGGCUCUGGACUCCAACCAUUCCCAUGGAUUCACAUUCGGGACCUAUCUGGAAUUGUGUGUCAUGCCCUAGAGAGUGAGUGCCUGCAAGGUGUCUUCAACGGUGUCUCCCCGUCCUCCCCUGCCACAUCCAAUGGCACCUUUGCCAAGGAGCUUGGUGCAGCCCUGGGACGCCCAGCCCUGCUGCCAGUACCUGCUUGGGCCGUGCGGGCUGUAUUUGGGGCUGAGCGGGCCAUCAUGCUGUUGGAGGGCCAGAAGGUAGUGCCAAAACGUACCCUGGAGAGCGGCUACCAUUUUGUCUUCCCUGAUCUCUCUGCAGCUCUAAAGGACAUCGUGGCUUGAGGAUGCCUGGGAUGGAUUGGAAACCUGUUUUUGUGAGCUUCUCAGCCCACAUCCCUUUCCCUAAGUGAAAGUAGUGUAGCACAGCCUCUUCUUGGUUGUCCUGUCUCCUCUGUAUUAGGAUUGGUUUCUUUAUGGUUUUUCUUUUCUUUUUUUUUUUCCCCUCUGAAAUCCUCAAUUUAGGAGUCACUCUUUCUACUGUGAACUUCAGUCCCCGCAUCAUCAACUUUUGGAGAAGGGCAUAAACCCUUCUAAGGGCUGUAAUUGCUAAAUUUGACAUCUUCCUUUUUUUACAGUAUGCAUGUCAGCUACUGGCAAAGCAUUGGGGAGCUGAGGAAGAAGAGUUGUAACAAGGGGAGUGACUGAGAUUUGUAACUCUUAUCCAUCUUGUUGAAAGUCCCUUUUCUUGUUCCACCCCCAUCCCUGCGCCUUCCUCAUGUCUUGCACUGUAUAGUCACAAGAGAUCCAGUUAUGCUGUCCUGUUUACUUGUCUCAAUCUUUUAAGGAAUGGGAUUGCGGAGGGGAGAAAUCUGUCAUGAGCGGAUGUGGUCUUAUAGGCAAUGAUUCUUUUGAGUAUUCGCUAAUUUAAGAGGGAUUGUCAAGAGCAAGGGCUGAAAGUGUAGCAUGACCACAAGUAAUAAGUAUUUAUUACUUACUCUUAGAUUGCAGUUUCAGCCUAAUUUGCUAUAGCUAGGCACUAAAUGUCAUUCUAUGCACACUUUGGGUUUGCAACUACGUUGCUGUCUUACAGAUUUCAAUGCCCUGUGAGUCACAGAGGAAUCAAAGUGCAGGCAUCCCCCUCUCACCGUGUAGGAGGUCCUGUGAUCAGGACUGCUGCUUGGAGCAAGAUCAACACAGUGCAAGAUGGUGUUAAUCUUUUAUAGUUCCCCAAUAGUCCUUCCCCAGUGGCAGUAGUUUAAACCAAUUACAAGUCAAAUUGUCUUUUAAUCUAGUCUGGUUCCAAUGUUCCCUUAUGAUUCUUUGUUUUACUUAUCACCAUAUUUAUGCAUAGUACUACCAGAGUUGAGAGUUUAUCACUCCUUAUCACUAAGGAGUGUCAUCUCACUCCUUGUUACUGUAUUCCCACACAAUUGUGCAGUGUGGUGCCUCAAGCAUGCACACCCCAGCUGACUGGCGGGAUGCACCAGUGCACCUUGCUGUAGUAAGGGCUGACCCCUGGCCCACCCUUUUCUGCAGGCCUGUGGUAUUCUCCACUCCCGUGAGGGAGUACUACCUAGACAUGAAAAUAUAUUUUAUAAACAAUUGCUAUUAAAAUCUGUGAGUUUGAGCCAUUUCUGUGCUCAAGAAGUGCUUUCUUAUGCUCACAACCCCAAAAGACGCUGUAACUUACAGGAGUAGUAAAUGUGGAAGCCUGUAUUGCAAUUCCCGGGCAUUCACUCAGCUGUUAGGCAGCUGUUAGGCAGUCAGUCUGUUAACUUUGACUCUAAUCCUUGUACUAUUUAGGGCCUUUUUCUCUUCCUCCUUCCCUUCCUCUUCCUCCCCUGCUUCCUCACCUUGGUCCUCAAAAAAGCCAAGGAAUGGAAACCAGAAAUCAAGAGGUACCUCUGAGGCAGCAGAAAGGGAUAAUAGCUGCAGCAAGUCCUGAACUUAUCCAGGUGAAAGUGUCAUUUUGUCCUAUGUUUAGUCUGACCUGCAGUUAGCAAUGGUCACUGCAAGGCUGCAGCUGUGCUGUAGAAGUUUGUCCUGUUCAGUGCUCUUUAGAUGGUCCUGUGGUUAAGACAAAUGAGGGAAAUGUGGUGGAGAGAUGCAAGGGUUGCCAAAGAAAUCCUACUGGCUGCGAGGAGAGGCAGAAGCUGAAUCACGUCUGUGGUAUUACUCAGCUUUACCUGCCCCUUUCUCCACACAGCUAGCUGAGCUCCUUCAACCAGGGAGGAGGACAAGAAGGUACAAGCAGCAGGUGAGAAUGAUUAGAUUGAACUGUUCCAUGUUCUGAGUUCCUGUGCUGCUGCUCUUAUACACUGAAACUCAGCAAUACAGCCCUUGUGUUCCUGCAGUAUCUGAUGCUCAACAUCACAGUCUUUCUAUUCCUACAUCCUUUUAUAUCCAGUUGUCAGGCCCUCUGCGUGUGCCAGCUCAGAGGCUUAACCAUGCAGUCCCUUACUCUUAAUGCCUGUGGGGAUACUGCUUAUUACCCCUUUUCACAUCCAGCAUUACAUACUUCUCAGCCCCAACAGCUCUGGAAUCUAGUAGUAUGCUGCUUCCACCCUACAGUUUUGGAGACCUACCACUAUAGUAGCUUUGAUCAUAAUCCUUCUGAGGUCCAACAAUGCAGUUCUGGUCCUAGCACCUCUGAUAUCUUUUGGUAUAGCUCAUUGGCUUUCACCUCAUGUGAGACCUAGUAAUAGAGCUCCUCUACACUUAGACCUGUAAUGCUCUGUGGUAUGGACAAGUGUUGUCCAGUACCUAUGGACACUAGACAAACAGUGAUACAGCCCUUCUGCCUCUACUACCUUUCAGACUUAAUGCAGAAUAUCUAGUCCUAACACCUGUGAUAUCAAGUGAUAUAGAUCUUACGUUCAUACUGCUUCUGGGGCUCAGCGAUAGACUUUCUGCUCCUGUAGUAGCACUGCAUACAAAUGUGGUUGGAAAAGAUGACACCAAAAGUGCCAAGUCGAACACUUCGUAAAUAGUUAUCAAAGGCUCACAAUAUAUCUAUGCUGAAAUAUUGCAGACCUAUAGCUCCUUAUCUGCAUAGAAAAACACUCCAGAUUUCUCAGAGGUAAGGAAUAAGGGGGAUAGUAGCAGAUGCUGGGGGAAAGCGUGGUAGGUAGACAUGAGGACAUGUCUGUCUUCCGCUUCAGAAACUAUUAUUAUUAUAGUUAUACAUAUAAUUAUAUAAUUAUAAUCUGUUAUAUAGUUGUCAUAUAGCCUAAUGCUUAAAAAAGCCAGCUUCAUAGACAAAUUUUGUUUUGAGAGCUAAGAAUUAGACAAUCAUAGAAUAGUUGAGGUUGGAAAGGACCUUCAGAGAUCAUCUAGUCUAAAACCCUGCUCAAGCAGGGUCAGCUGCAGCAGUUUGUUCAAGGCCAUGUCCAAUUGGCUUUUUAGUGUCUCCAAGGAUGGAAACUCCAUAACCUCUCUGGGAAACCUGAUCUGAUACUUUACCAUUCUUAGAAUAAAACGGUAUUCUUGUAUUUAAACAGAAUUUCCUGUAUUUCAAUUUGUGCCCGUUGCCUCUUUGGGGAGUGAGGACUUACGAGGAAAAAUGGGAUCUGUGUGACAGAGUAGGGUAAAAGCAUCUUUGCAAACAGACCUGCAACCCAGUGUGGAGAACUGUAAAGCAGGUACAUCAGGGGACAAUGAUGACAGCUUGCAGCUAAAAGAGUGAACAGAUUCAGUGUUGAUAAAUAUGUGGGGUGGAGAGAAUGGAAUAAGAGAGACUUCAGGAAGGAUGAAACAAGGUGAAAAGUGCCACCUCUACACAAAUGCACACAGUCUGGAAAACAAAUGAGGAAACCUGUGUGCAGAUGUACAGCUGUGACCUUGCUGGAGUACCUGAAGCAUGGUGAGAGAAUUCAUAGAACCUGAGUGUUGUGAUGGGUGUAGAUAGGCUCUUUAGGAAAGCAGGGCAGAGAAGAAGUGGAGAGGGUAGCCCUUUAUAUAAAGAAGCAACUCAGUAUAUAGAGGUCUUCUAUGGAAUGAGCAACAGGCUAGCUGGGAGCCUGUGGUUUAGAAUCAGGAGAAUCCAGAAAGAGUGAUGUAGGAGAGUGCUAGAACCUGCUUAAUCAGGUUAAAGGAGUGAACAAAGCAUUCUUGAAGCAAUUUGAGGAAGUCUCUAGAUCACCGAUCCUGUUACUUAGGAAAGACCUUAACCUCUCUGACAUCUGCUGUAAGGACAACAUAGCGGGAUUCAGGCAAUUUAGAAGGUUUUUAGAUGGUGUUAGGGACACCUUCCUAAUGCAUGUGGAAGACUGAUAAAUGGGGAGUGGCUGUCUUCUGGAUCUGCUACUCAUGAACAAAGAAGAAACUGGUCAAGGAUGUGGUAAUUGAUGGCAGAUGUGGCAGUAGCAACCAUGAGACAGUGGAGUUCAGUUUCCUGAGUGGAGUGAGGAAGUCAAGUACCCAGUUUUGACCCCAUCAGUGAGAGAUACUGAAAAACUAGAACGGGUUCAUUAAGGGAAAGAUAAUUAGAGACCUGGAGAACCUGAUACAUGAAGAAAGAUUGAUGCAAUUCGUUUUGUUCAACCUGGAGAACAAAAGGCUCCAGGGGAUCUAAUCAUAGUCUGCCAACACCUAAAAGGUAGUUAUGGAGAAGUUGGAGGUGCUUGCUUCACAAGGAUGCAUUGUGACAGGUUAAGAGAAAAUGGAUGUAAGCUAAUUUGGGAAAAUUCCUUGUAGAUAUAAGAAAAAAUAAAUUUUCACUCAGAAGUCUAAAAAGAAA
Molecule: messenger RNA, 5293 nt
Organism: Rhea pennata
Lineage: Eukaryota; Metazoa; Chordata; Aves; Rheiformes; Rheidae
Gene: SDR39U1
Product: short chain dehydrogenase/reductase family 39U member 1
Exons: 6
Coding region: 10-897 (295 amino acids)
Source: RefSeq, a predicted model, not a curated record